CCUGCCAUUGCGCGAGUAUGUCGGCGAUACAUUUAUUCUGUAUCUCGCUUCUAGUUCUUGUCUUCGCAUCAGCCAUACAUGGGUGCGAGAGUGACCAGUUUACUUGUACUGACGGGAAGUGCAUUCCCAAUAGCUGGGUCUGUGAUGGAGCCUCCGACUGUGAGGAUCACUCUGACGAGGGAAUUACAUGUGGGCCUACAGAGUGCGUAGAGAAUGAAUUCCAAUGCGACAUCUCUUUGUGCAUACCAACUCGAUGGGUUUGCGAUGGAGACACAGAUUGCCUCAACGGUUCAGAUGAACAGAAUUGUGAAAACCUGACUUGUUCUGAUGAAGAAUUUAAGUGUAAUAAUAGUGUCUGCAUACCUGUUAAAUGGGUAUGUGAUAAACAAGAUGACUGCUCUGAUAACUCUGACGAAAACGGAUGUGAAGAUCAAGAAAGGACGUGCGCAGACAAUGAGAUGGCGUGUAGUAGCGGUCAUUGUAUUCCUAUGGCGUGGCACUGUGACGGUGAUGACGACUGCAGUGACGGAACUGACGAGGUCAACUGUCUCCAGGACGUUACCUGUUCCUCAAGUGAGUUCACGUGUGGCGAUGGUCAGUGUAUCACGGAUUCUUGGCGUUGUGAUGGUGACACCGAUUGUUCAAAUGCGAUGGAUGAGACAGACUGCGGCUCUACUCAAAGACCAUCAUGUAAGGGUACUCAGUUCACGUGUGACGAUGGGUCGUGCAUCCACAUGGCGUGGGUAUGUGACGGCGACCCAGACUGCAUGGACGAUUCGGACGAGAGAGAUUGCGAGAAUGACGGCUGCACUGACGAACAAUUUACGUGCAAGUCUGGCGUGUGUAUCCCAAAAGAAGCAGAGUGUGAUGGCAAAAUGGACUGUUACGACGCUAGUGAUGAGAGCGACUGUACACCGGCACCAGUGUGUGAUAUUAACACUCACUUCACGUGUGACAACGGUGCAUGUGUCGAACAUAGUAAAACCUGCGACCGUAAUAACGACUGCGGUGAUUGGUCGGACGAGCCUUCGCCACAAAUAUGCGUUCUUAACGAAUGCAAACAUCAAAAUGGCGGAUGCUCCCAGACGUGCAUCGACUUGCCAAUUGACUAUUACUGUGAGUGUGCCUCUGGUUUUAGACUGUCUUGGGACAAUAAGACGUGCAAAGACAUCGACGAAUGUGGUGAAAAUCCUGACAUAUGCGGACAUUUAUUUUGUUUCAAUGACGAUGGCGGAUUUCAUUGCGCAUGUCCAAAAGAAUAUGUUAUUUACCCGGAUGGAGUAUGCCGACUAAAAGAAAGGGAUGCCGUUCUUCUCGUUGCCAACAGAAAACACAUUGUCCAGAUCGACUUAAGUGAUGAAUUUAACUCAAAAGAAAUAUUGUUUACAGACCUGCAAUCUGCAACUGCGUUAGACGUGGACGUGCGGAAGAGGAAGAUAUACUGGACCGAUAUUGGCGCUGAGACAAUUAAUGGGGCGUCACUGGAUAACAAAGACGGGAAUUUUGAUGUGAUCCUGGACACGAACAUCUCAAUUGCAGAUGGACUUGUGGUUGAUUGGGUUGCUGGCAACAUAUACUGGACUGACACGGGUAGGAACACUGUUAAUGUUGUCAGUGAGGAUGGCCAGUUCAGGAAGACACUAUUCAACCACGACGUCGAUGAACCUAGAGCUUUGGCAGUCGAUCCACAAGAAGGAUUAUUCUAUUGGUCUGAUUGGGGAUCAAAUAGAAUUGAAAGAGCCGGCAUGGAUGGAUCAAACCGACAGACCAUACUCAGCGAUGACCUGGGCUGGCCCAACGGUAUAUCAAUCGAUUACAUAAGCAGGAAAUUGUAUUGGGUAGAUGCUAAACUCCAUACCAUCAGUUACAGCGAUAUGGACGGUCAACAACGAAUCACUUUGCUAAAAGACAGUGUUCUUCUGAGUCAUCCAUUCUCUUUGGUCGUUUUCGGAGGUCGCGUGUAUUGGAGUGAGUGGAGUUCAGAGAGCGUAUAUUCAGUCAACAAGUUAAAUGGUCGGGAUGUGAAGACUCAUGCUCAAGGGCUGUACACGCCCAUGGCAGUUCGAGUAGUACAGGAAACUCGCCAACUAAACGAAGUGAACUAUUGCGGGGACAAUAAUGGCGGCUGCUCUCAUCUGUGUCUGUUAGCUCCCACAAUAACAAAUGAAAACAGAUACACAUGCGCAUGUCCAGACGGAAUCGAACUUCUCAGUGAUGACAGAACAUGUUAUGGGGAAGGUGCUGAACCGGUACCGGAACCGACGACUGGGAGCAUGAUCGGACGACAUCCGAAAGUCGUCAUUAACGGGCUGGUUGAUGACAUAGUCGAUUAUUCACUGCAAAACAACGAAAUGUUCAACCUGCAGUGCACGACAUCGAUCGUUGAGGGCGACAAACAGGUAAACUGUUCUCCUUCGAGCGAUUCUCCCGGCCUUGAUGGUACUGGUGCGGUUAUGGGCCAGUUUGAGUGUCGCUCUAAAGACGAGGAUGUCAGAGGAAAGCUUCCCAAGAAACUAAAACGGAAACAAAAAAGGAUGUUUAAGAGAAAGUUUUUGAAAAAAAAUAAAAAGAUGAAAAAAGCAAAAGCAGUUAAUAGUGGUAUGGCGCUGAAGAUCAAUAAUCAAUAA
This is a messenger RNA of Saccoglossus kowalevskii, 2627 nucleotides long. RefSeq lists its product as uncharacterized. The record is from RefSeq and is a predicted model, not a curated record. Lineage: Eukaryota; Metazoa; Hemichordata; Enteropneusta; Harrimaniidae. Gene Ontology annotation, cellular component: signaling receptor complex; plasma membrane. Gene Ontology annotation, molecular function: low-density lipoprotein particle receptor activity; calcium ion binding; protein binding.